AAUGAUUUGGGGAAAAUUCACCGAAGUUGGAACUUGAGCCACAAACCGCCCGGGACAGAGAGAUAGGGAGCUGUCCGAGCGCACACCCCCCACGGAGGCACCCGGUGCUGGGCUGGGAGUCGGCUUACACGGCACAGCGCUGCUCCGGCCAGCCCUGGAAUGGCCGUGAACUUGUUGUUUUUCCACGUCAUUUGCUCUCAAAUGUACUAUCGGGCCUGGCGAUGCUAACCCUGCGGCUGCAGGUCCCUCCUUGUAACAAGCGAUUGUGUGUUCUUCAGAGGUGGCCAAGGGAAGGAGGGGGCCCGGCCGAGGAGGUGGGGGAAAGGGAAACAAACCGCCCCUUUACAGCAAGCUUGCGUGUCCUGGAGCCAGCUCCCCCAAAGCACAUGCCAUUUCUGGCCCUAGAAGGGGUUAAAGGCCUCCUAGAGUCAAAAACAAGCAGGUGUCCCACCGUGCCAGAUACGCCGCCUAAACUGCUUCCAGCUUUUUUUUUCCCCUUCUGCAACAAGUCUGUGAUCAGCCACGGGACAGAGGAGCCAGCAGCCUGCCUGUGACAGGCAUCAGGUUAGCUCGCUCCCACUCGGGUGGCGCGCCCAGGAUAUAAAUCCGGCCUCGGGCCCCUGCUGCGGCUCCUCUCUCUGCACACUCAGGAGAGAGAGUUUCCUUGCAAAGACCUUUCCUUUAUCUGAGGCCGCACAGCCCAGCGGGCCCCGCUGACUUGGUGGAGGCAGCCGCGGCAGCCGCAGCCUUAGCAGCAGCGAGGAAGUCUGCGGGGUGGGGAGGGCAGGUGUCUGCAGCCCUGAGAAGGAGCAGGCCCUGGUGGGCCCCAGCCCCCGGCGUUGUCCCAGGGGAGGUCUCUGGCCGACGCAGACCGCACCAUGUGGGCCCUGGGGUGCCGCCGGUUCUGGUCCCACUGGGGGCAGGUGGCAGCGCUGCUGCUGCUGCUCGGGAUGCCCCCACGAGGCCUGGCCCUGCCGCCCAUCCGCUAUUCCCAUGCUGGCAUCUGCCCCAACGACAUGAACCCCAACCUCUGGGUGGAUGCUCAGAGCACCUGCAAGCAGGAGUGUGAGACGGACCAGGAGUGUGAGACAUAUGAGAAGUGCUGCCCCAACGUGUGUGGGACCAAGAGCUGUGUGGCUGCCCGUUACAUGGACGUGAAAGGGAAGAAGGGCCCGGUGGGCAUGCCCAAGGAGGCCACGUGUGACCACUUCAUGUGUCUGCAGCAGGGCUCUGAGUGUGACAUUUGGGAUGGCCAGCCGGUGUGUAAGUGCAAAGAUCGCUGUGAGAAGGAGCCCAGUUUUACCUGUGCCUCGGAUGGCCUCACCUACUAUAACCGCUGCUACAUGGACGCUGAGGCCUGCUCCAAGGGCAUCACACUGGCCGUGGUCACCUGCCGCUAUCACUUCACCUGGCCCAACACCAGCCCCCCGCCGCCUGAGACCACCGUGCGCCCCACCACGGCCUCCCCGGAGACCCCUGGGCUGGACAUGGUGUCCCCGGCUCUGCUCAACCACCCUGUGCACCAGUCGGUUAGCAUGGGCGAGACGGUGAGCUUCCUCUGCGAUGUGGUGGGCCGGCCCCGGCCCGAGAUCACCUGGGAGAAACAGCUGGAGGAUCGAGAGAACGUGGUCAUGCGGCCCAACCAUGUGCGCGGCAACGUGGUGGUCACCAACAUUGCCCAGCUGGUCAUCUAUAACGCCCAGCCCCAGGACGCUGGCAUCUACACCUGCACAGCCCGGAACGCCGCCGGGGUCCUGCGUGCUGACUUCCCGCUGUCUGUGGUCAGGGGGGGCCCGGCCGCCGCGGAGAACAGCCCCAACGCCACGUCCUUCCCCACAGCCGAGUGCCUGCAGCCCCCUGACAGCGAGGACUGCGGUGAGGAGCAGACCCGCUGGCACUUCGAUGCCCAGGCCAACAACUGCCUCACCUUCACCUUUGGCCACUGCCACCGCAACCGCAACCACUUUGAGACCUACGAGGCCUGCAUGCUGGCCUGCAUGAGCGGGCCCCUGGCCGUGUGCAGCCUGCCCGCCCUGCAGGGGCCCUGCAAGGCCUACGCGCCCCGGUGGGCCUACAACAGCCAGACAGGCCAGUGCCAGUCCUUCGUCUACGGCGGCUGCGAGGGCAACGGCAACAACUUCGAGAGCCGCGAGGCCUGCGAGGAGUCCUGCCCCUUCCCUCGCGGCGACCAGCGCUGCCGGGCCUGCAAGCCGAGGCAGAAGCUUGUGACCAGCUUCUGUCGGAGCGACUUUGUCAUCUUGGGCCGAGUCUCCGAGGUGACCGAGGAGCCCGACUCGGGUCGCGCCCUGGUGACCGUGGACGAGGUUCUAAAGGAUGAGAAGAUGGGCCUCAAGUUCCUGGGCCGGGAGCCGCUGGAGGUCACUCUGCUGCAUGUGGACUGGACCUGCCCCUGCCCCAAUGUGACGGUGGGCGAGACCCCGCUGAUCAUCAUGGGUGAGGUGGACGGCGGCAUGGCCAUGCUGCGGCCCGAAAGCUUCGUGGGGGCAUCGAGCACCCGGCGGGUUAGGAAGCUGCGUGAGGUCAUGCACAAGAAGACCUGUGACGUCCUCAAGGAGUUCCCGGGCUUGCAGUGAAGCCCCCCACCCCUCCCUGACCCCUCCCUGACCCUCUUCCACCUCCCCACCCCUGACACCCCUCAGUCAGCAAACUGGGCAAGGUCAGAUUAGACAGUCUUAGGCCAGCAGGGAAAUAUCACUCAAUGCACCAGAAAAAAGCCACCAGAGGGUCUUAGACCAACUUUGAUUCUUUGGGUUCAAUAAGGGGUCCAUAUCUUUUUUAGCUGAGGGGGACAAAAGGAGAAGUCAGUAGACACCUGCAAGUUAUUCGUGAUGACCAGUCUGCUCAGGCAUUACUAUCCUCUCUUUGCUGGCCACCCUCCUCCUCUGGCUCUCCCAGCCAGGGCUCUAGAGCUGACGGCUGCGUGGUGGUCACAGGAAUAGCUGAGUGAGUUGGUUUGCAAAAGGAAUAGGUGGAGAGAGAAAGGAGGGCCGGGGACUCAUCGGAUAAAUUCCCCACAGCCCCCUAGA
Messenger RNA from Ceratotherium simum simum (southern white rhinoceros), 3047 nucleotides. It is a transcript of the gene WFIKKN2, whose product is annotated as WAP, follistatin/kazal, immunoglobulin, kunitz and netrin domain containing 2. NCBI's taxonomy places the organism in Eukaryota, Metazoa, Chordata, Mammalia, Perissodactyla, Rhinocerotidae. Gene Ontology annotation, cellular component: extracellular region. Gene Ontology annotation, biological process: transforming growth factor beta receptor signaling pathway. The record is from RefSeq and is a predicted model, not a curated record. Gene Ontology annotation, molecular function: transforming growth factor beta binding; serine-type endopeptidase inhibitor activity; receptor antagonist activity.